This is a messenger RNA of Moneuplotes crassus, 1704 nucleotides long. The record is from the annotation of a GenBank genome assembly. Lineage: Eukaryota; Ciliophora; Spirotrichea; Euplotida; Euplotidae.
CACUGAGGAUUAGAGAAUCAUCAAAUUUUCAGAUUAAUUUUAUGCAUUAUGGUGAGAUGAAAGUUUAUACACCAGAAACCACAGUCAAGGUUUUUGACCCUCCACAGACUCUUGGAACGAUCAAUGAAGCUAUAAUGUACUUUACUAAUAAAAAGGAGGAAAUUGAAUGGCAGAUCAAAGAGAUGCAGAGUCAAUUGAUUGAAACUCAGAACAAAAUUAAGAAAGCUUACAGAAAAAUUGAUGCGACUCCUUACUACUUGCACUCCAUGAUCAUCCACAAUGGAGGCACUAAGUUCGGGCACUACUAUGCCUUUGUCAAAGAUCACGACUCGAAUGUGUACUAUAAGCUCAAUGAUGAGGAUGUCCGAGUCAUGGACUCCAGUAUCGAGAAAGAAGAAGUUGAGAGAUGCAGCAAAGGAGGAAACGGAGCUGAGAACGCAUCUUGUUUGUUCUAUGUAAACCAAGAGAUCCAUGAUAGGUUGGAGCAGAGUUCACUCAGUACAAAUGCUCCAGGAGUGAAUGAGCUGUAUAAUUCACUGGUACCUCAAGAAAUCAGUGAAAGUAUUAUUCAGAAUGAGGAAUUUCAGGCUGAUAAAAGUGCUCCAAAAAUUAUUGAUCUUUAUCGCGAAAGACUCAAGAUUGUUGACAAUUUUCACCAAAAUUGAGGGAGCCUCAAUGAAAGUUUAUCUUUGUCAAUAUUCUCAAGUUUUAGAAAUAAAGAUAAAGGUGGUGAUCCUGACUACUCUCACUUAGCAAAGUGGCUGCUCUUCAAUCAAUGAUAUCAAGAAAUAACUAGCAAAGAUGGAUAUCAGGUGCCUUUAGAAAGAAUGAGCCCACUAAGAAAGAAGCUGGAAGAGCUGAUAUCAUCAGAUAAAGACCACUUUCCAAAUAGCUUGACUCUCAUCAAAAGUGAGCGAGACAAAAUUCUCCAGACUGUAGAAAAUUAUAAGGAGUCAACAAUCACAGCCAAUAUUGAAUACAAAGUUUGUCAGGAUAUCUUGAACCAUCGCCCAGAUUUAGCUUUCCAAAAGAUAAUCAAGAGGCUCCAUGAACUAAAGGAUGUCACACUGAUGGCUUGUCUCUACCGCCUCGGUGAAAUAUGUAUGCUCAAAACGACUAUGAUGGUUAAGAAUGCAGUCACAUCUAAAGGAUCUUUUAAAAGUGCCAUUGUGACAUUGCUGCUCUCAUUAAUUCAAGCUUUCCAGACAGUUUACACUGAUUACACUAGUCUUUUCUACAAGCAGGUUAUUCUGAACUUAAAUGCUACUCUAGCCAUUGCAAGAUCUAAGAUUAUAAGUGAUGUGAAACAUUUUGAAAACUUUGUGCAAGUACUCCAGACUAAAAAUUGGUCCAAGGUUAAAAUUCAUAAGUUUCUCCUUCCACAAUACGGCGAAGAGUUAGAGGAAUCCAUUGAUAAUAUAUGAAACAUCGACUUUUUCGAUAAAUGGAAUGAUGCCUUUCUCACUGAUAACAUACAGUUUAAGUUAGCAGUGUUGUUGGAUGAACUUAUGGACAAAGAAAAAACCAUUUUUCAGAUCCAUAGAAGAUUUACAGAGAAUAGAGAAAAGGUACUACCCUCUAAGGAUUGCUUAGAGACGAAGAGAAAUGAGGUAUUAAUCUUGAGGAAUUCUGAGAACAAACUAUGCACUAAAGAAAACACUUAGAAGUGAGUAAAAUAUGCUUAUUUUGUUUCUCUAAAUAUCA